CACAAGAAAAGAACCCAAUAAUGAACUAAAGAGACAGCUAAAUGGUGUGUUUCUUUUAAAACACGUUUAGAAAUUCUAUAAUUCUGUCAUUCAUCUAACGAACGUCAGAAAUCAAUUUACUGGACACACGAGGCAAAACUGUAUUUUCAAAGUGGUGAGAAAACAUAACAGCGCGUUACACAUUUUGAGCUCAUCUCAAAAACUUACCUGAAAGUUAUGUAUGGUCAUAUUUGAUAACGUUUAGUAGCGACAGAAAUUAUUUUAACCAGCUCGCUGAUAAUGACCGUGAAGACUACUGUAUCUCUGCGCGUGACAUUCUUAACGGCCCGCAGCAGUUUUCCCGGGCUAAUGAAAUUCAAACCGUUCCAGUUUUCAGCAAUAUUAACUUCGUUUUUUUUUUAGCAUCAUCCAGACACCGGAUCAAUACACUAAUAAAUUAAAUCGCUAGGUGGCACUCUUUCAAUGCUUAAAAGAAAUUUGAGGGCACUGAUGUUAUUUUCUAAAGUUAAUUUUUUAAUUAAUUUCACAGUUUUUAAUAUAAUGUUUAUUAAUAUAUGUUCUGAACAGACGAGAAAAAUCUAAUACUUUAAGUAAACUAGGCUUCUUUUGUGUAACAUUUUAAUUAUAUGCUUUUACAAUAAUUAAUCAGUUAAGGAAAUACAAAAAAAAUAAUUUGCAAUGCAGCUGAGUAAAUGACGUGUAUGUCAUGAUACAUAAUGGCAUAUAAUUAUUGUUUGUGGGAAUUAAUGUUUGUGGUCUUGUUUAGCAAUGAGAUGAUUUCUCUGUAUGAGGUAUUUUUCUAAUUCUUUUAUUAGGUCAGCUGUUGUUCACUCUAAAUGGAGUCGUCUGCUGAUGUUGCUGGCUCAAUAAAUGGUGUCCUAGCAACCAAAUAUACUCUUGUCUUCAUAAUAAAAGUCCUAGUGAUUUGGAAGUGUAAAGUUACUCAGUGUCUAAUAUGAUCCAUCUUCUCUACAACAUAUAACAUAACUCUAUUUAAAUUUUAGAAUUAAAUAUACAAUAAUAUGUUUCAGGGAAAAAUGUCAAUGUAUUAAAUCGACGACUUACGAAAUUCCCUUCAAAAGUAUUGCGUGUAUUUGGGUAUUUUUAACAAUUGAUAUAUAUGUAUCUAUUUUUUGUAUUUUAAGUGUUAAUGUUUUAAUAAAGGCAAAACUUAUCCAAUAAUGCAAAGUGUGUUGGUGUCUGUGUAGCAGACCUUUAUUUUGACAGUGCACAGUUUAUUAAUCAGGAAGUAAACUCUCGUUGAGUGAGAUUUCUGACACAACUUGCGUUUCAUAGGAGUAAUCUCAUCAUGAGUAGAGUCUACUACAUCCUCAGUGCUGCUCUAUUUGUGUUAGCAAUUCCAGAGACCAAGACUCUGCUGAAUAACUCCAAUGACUGUUGUGAAAGAAUAAAGAAAAUGAAUGAAACCUGUGCAAAUAGUACACUCUGCGAUCCUGGUCUCCUUAAUGUUCAAGAAAACAGUACAAACUUUUGUGUGUCCUGUGACUCACCAGAGCAGGGGAAUUCAACACUUAACAAUACAAGGAUCAGUCAAACACCAUUACCUACAUUCCCAAUUAUUGGUGGUCCAGGGGUGGCUGCCUCUGUUCUUUUAGGAACUCUGCUCAUCAGCCUGGGUCUCAUUCUCUCCGUUGCAUCGUUCUUUUACCUUAAGCGAUCAAACCGCCUCCCUGGUGUCUUCUACAAGCGCAACAAGGCUUUUAUAUUUCAACCAAGUGAGACGGCUGUCAUGAUUCCUGAAGCCACCGGUUCAGUUCGCAAACCGAGAUAUGUCAGGAGGGAGAGGCCUUCAGCAACAUCAGCAUCCAAGAGUGCCACUGUGGCAACAGGGGCAGUAACAAAGGUAUACAAUGUGUGACCAGCUUUUAUGAGCCAGAUUUUAAAAUGGAAGUCUGUCCCUUAGCACUGUUUUUUUUUUUAUUAACAUUUUUUUUUGUAAAAAUCUCGGUUACGUACAUGAGCCAGUGGUAUGUUACUGAUGUAGGCUUGCCAAUAUUUAUUUAUAUAUUUUUCACAUAAUAUGUUUAGUUGUUUUUUUAAGAGAUCUUGUUGCACUACUAGAGUAUUUUUGAGUGUCAUACUUUAAUCGGGUAACUUGUGUCCUCGAUGAAAUUUGUAAUGUUUAUAUUUAUUAGCAUUAUUUUCAUGUGAUAUAGUAAUGUUAAAUUUUGUGACAUUGUACCUAAGAUCCAAAACAAGACUUCCACGAUUUGUGAUAUUUGCACACAACUCCUCCAACCUCAUUGCAUUGCACCUAUUUGUAUUUUUUAAGCUGAGAUAAAUCCAUUUUAAUGAUUUCCAACUUAUUAAAAUUUAACAUUUUCUACUGAUUCUGUACCUUUUCCACCAAUCUCAUUAGCACUUGCCACAUACAUCUAUUGCUGAAAAAUAUAUUUUAUAUUUAUGUUGGAUACAAAUCAAUACUAUAUUAAAUAUUUAUGAUUCUGGCAUGCACCAAAGAUGUCCCCAGAUAUAUAAUGAAUAAUUAAAAAUGUGCUAUGUCAUAACGUGACAUUUUUGCUGUUAAUCAGCAAAAUAUAAGCAAAACUGUAGGGAAAUGUCCCAGAUAGUAGUGUUAUAGUGUUUUGACCACUUUCUGUUUCCACUUUAAAAGACAAAGUGCCAUUAACUAAAUGUGCUAAAGAAUGAAGAACAUCUUGAAUAUUUUUAAGUUUUUAGAUUGUAUGAUUAUAGAAGAACUUGUAUAUGAUCUGGUAAAUGUAUAUGGUUUUAGUUGAAGAGGAUAAAGCUUGGAAUAGUAAAGAAAGUAAUGCACUGGUAUUUAUUUGAAGGGGGCAAUUUUUCUUUUUCAUUUUUUACUUUAUUUUGUAUUAAUUAUGUAUUGCAAGUAGUGGCCUUCACAAUGCCAUAUAUAUAUUUAAGAUUUUCCGUUUAAGGUUUUUCUUAUUUUUUGAAUUAUUUUUAUUUUUCUGUACCUUUUCUACAUAUUUUAGUAUAUGAAUGUUUUUUUAUUAUUGUAAUAUUUAAAAUCUUCGGUAUGCUGUUUUAAUAUAAAGCAAAUAAUGUUUACUUAAUAGAUGUAAAUGCCACUGUUUGUGUAGGGGGUAGGUCUGUUAAAAAAUAACCAAGUAGAUUCAACUUAUUUCUUUUGCUGUUUUUAUUGGCUGUUGUGCAGCGACUGGAAACCAUGUCCAUAGGUUUUGUAUACAACUUAUGUUCAGAUAUCAGAUGUUGGAACUUUUUGUAUGUUGAUUUCUUGAUGUUGAGUAAUGAUCACACAUAUUGAAUAUUUUAUGAUGUCAGUGUUUACGGAAAUAAAAGACAUUUUGAUUUAUGAUAAUUCAGCAAUGUUUAUUUUGUAUCAUUUCACAAAGCACACACACAAAGAUUUUGGAUCACAUCAACAUGGUACAAUAUUAAUCAAUGGUGGGAAUUCUUGGAAGAGUUGA
Messenger RNA from Paramisgurnus dabryanus, 3431 nucleotides. Lineage: Eukaryota; Metazoa; Chordata; Actinopteri; Cypriniformes; Cobitidae. The record is from RefSeq and is a predicted model, not a curated record.